Molecule: messenger RNA, 2889 nt
Organism: Cicer arietinum (chickpea)
Lineage: Eukaryota; Viridiplantae; Streptophyta; Magnoliopsida; Fabales; Fabaceae
Source: RefSeq, a predicted model, not a curated record
AGCUCUUUUCAUUAUUUUCUCCAUUCAUGUAUCCAAUUUAUCAGCUACAUCACCUUAUUUAAAAAACCAUACUCUAGCUAGCUACUGAGUACUAAUAAAACCUCUUUUAUAUUCCAUUAGGUCUGCAAAAAAGUGUUUUUCUUGGAUGAUAUUAUUAUUUUGCUAGCUUCUGUGUUUGUUUCUCAUUAUCAAUUCUCUUUUCUUAGUAUUAUUGUUAUUAUUACUCUGGUGGGUCCUUGAAAGUUGGGCAUGUGAUUUGGAUGAAGAUGCUCGCUGGAUUUCUUGCACUAUUUAAUUCAUUGAUUGAUUUUCAUGAUUGGAUAGGAAGUUUCUGACCUAAUUUUUUAGGCCUUGGUGCUGAGAAGUGAGAACUAGGAUUUGAAAUUGUUUUGAGCUUUAAACUUGUGAUUGAGAAAGGUUGCAUAGCAAUUUGCAUAGACUAGUUGUUCAAUUUUGGAACAAGAUGUCUGAGAGGAAAUUGAACAUCAAUGCUCCUCUCAUGUCUGUGAGACGAAAUUCAGCUACGUCGCCGUCCUUAACCGCAUCAAAGAAGAAAAUGUUAGAGAAACGCCACACUCUUGCAAGUUACAAAUCAGACAUGACAUUGGAACAGGUAACAGAACCUGUUGCAGUGCCUUUCAAUUGGGAGCAUAUCCCUGGAAGAUGCAAAGGUAGUAAUGGCAAUGGAUCUGAACCUCAAAUUCCUUUUAAAAACACCUCAAUCACUCCAAUUCCAAGGCUUCCUCCUGGAAAAUCUACCAAAUCUGCCAAUCAACCUUUGGAAAAGGAAUGCAAUGUUGCAAAUAAAUUCACUUCCUCAAACAAAACAAAGUCUUUCAGUGGCAAUUUGGUUAAACUAUAUUGUGAAAGAGAAAGAGAAAGUGAGAAAAAAAUUGAGAAUAGAAGGUCUAAUGUCAAGGAGAAAGAGGAUGAGGAGACUGAUGAUGUUUAUUCAGAUGCACUUGAAACACUGUCACAUACAGAAUCAUUCUCUAUGAAUUGCAGUGUGAGUGGUGUAAGUGGAUUAGAUAAUUUUGAUGCUAAGAAGUUUGGAACAUUUUCUACAGAUCAACAAACAAGAGAAUUCAUGAUGAAUCGGUUUUUGCCGGCUGCAAAGGCUAUGACAAUACAACCUUCUCAAUAUUCUUCAAAAAAGCAAUCUGUAGUACUAGUGGAACAACAGCUUAGAGAUAUUAACAAAUUGGUUCAGAAUGCAAAGAAGCCCCUGGUUAAUAAACACACCACUGAUAUUAUACCAUAUACUGGUCAAGUUCAAGACGAUGAAAGUGAAGAUGAAAGUGAUGUUUAUGACAAUGACAAUUCUGCUAGUAUGUUGAGUAAAGGAUGUGGUUUGUUACCUAAUUUACAUAUUAGGAAUUCAUUGUCCUUGUUAAAUCCUGUGGCUGGAAUUAAAAUGAAGAACCAAGGUCCCUUGAUUUCUGCUUCUGAGGUUGGAAAAACUAACAAAAGCUCUCAUAUUAGAUCUUUUAGUCCAGUUCCAGCAGUAAAGAAGGCUUGGGAAGCAAUUCACAAGAACAAGUCAAGCAAUGUAGUUGCACCACCUGAGAUGCAAGAAGGAAAGAAGAAAUGGAGCAUUGAAUCAAACAGGUUUGGUUUUUCGGGCGAGUUGCUUCCAGGUAGACUCUCUCCCUUCCGGCGUUCACGAGCGGCUGCUGCAAGCAUAUCUCCCUGCAGAAGUAAACCACAAUCUCCAUUUCAGGGCGUGAAGUUGCUCGGUGAUUCUAAAGAGACUGAAAUCAAUAAAUCAGGCAAUUUGAAAUUCUACAGCACUGGACUUGGUAAAGUACAAGGGGUUCCAAACCAAGGAGCCAAAAGAAGUUCAUAUUCAGGAAGUUUGGCAAUUGAAAAGACAUUGUAUAUAGAUACUUCUAGUACUGUCAAAUUACCAUCUACAAAUUUAAAUUCUGUUGAUAAUAACAAAAGGAGAAUGGAUACUAUGAUUUCAGAAUUGGACAAAAGAAGAGGGAAAGAAAGUAAUUAUAGCAUAGAAAUUUCUCAAGCUUUGGAUUCGGAAGAAAAGGUGACAUUGGAUUAUGAAGUGUUAACUUCUUUGGGUGGAAAUUCUUCAACUUUGUCUGGUAUGCUAAAUCAUAUAGCCAAAGAAUAUGAAGAUGAAGUAUUGACAACUAAUCAAGAUGUUAACCGAGAGUGUGCGUCUUUGGAACCUGAUCAAGGGACUAUUACUGAAGAUUCAGAGACUAACAACAACAAACAAAUUGUGUUGGUUAAUGGUUCAGGAAAAGGUGGUGUUGAAUCUGCUUUAUCUCAUCUUACUCCACCAUUGCCAAAGUCACCUUCUGAGUCUUGGCUUUGGCGUGCCCUGCCUAUAAACUCCCUCAAGAAUUCUUUAUUGCAUUCAAAUCAUGCUAAAAGGAAUGAUUCUAAUACAGCAUCCAGUAAAGUGAAGUGGGAAACAAUAGUGAAAACUUCAAAUUUGCAUCAUGAUCAUGUUCGUUAUUCUCAGGAACUACCAAGACAUAAAUAUCAGCAUUCAAAAUCUUAGAGAUGAAACUGAGUGACUUUACUAGCAUGUUAUGGUCCAAGCUUUUUGUCUCCUUUUUUUGGAAUUCUAUAUACAGUUUGUGAGAGAAUUCAAAGUUGCUCUGCAACUGUUUUGUAUUGAACGAAUUGAUUGAUUACAAAACGAGAGAUUCAUCCUUAUACAUAAGUAAACAUUAGUCAUAAGUAAAGGUUUAGUAUACUCUAAUACAUAUGGUAUGAAUUCCAAUACAUUAUGGAAUUUUAACUUUAUAGCAUAAGUAAACAUUUGGCAUAGUUGAUUAGAUUUUUACAUUAGUCAACACCUUUCAUCCCAAAAGAAAACGUUGGAUUUAUAUUAUUUAAUCCAUAAAGCUAUAUUUAUGUCAA